Molecule: messenger RNA, 1993 nt
Organism: Aplosporella prunicola CBS 121167
Lineage: Eukaryota; Fungi; Ascomycota; Dothideomycetes; Botryosphaeriales; Aplosporellaceae
Exons: 1
Coding region: 128-1696 (522 amino acids)
Source: RefSeq, a predicted model, not a curated record
GAUUAGCAGCUUGCAUCUUGACGCAGAUGAAGAGCCGAAGCGUCUCGGAGCGGCUUCUCGCGCGAACAGCGUCCGCUUUGACGAGACGGCCAACCAAGGUCAUUGGGCACACGCCUCCAGGCCUUCCAUGGAUUUACUUCCGCGCUCAGGCAGCAGCCUCGGCGGUCAUCCAAUGACGGAGAGAAGCUACUCGCACAAGUCCGACGGACGGCAAAGCUCGGCAGCUGCAUCAGUCCAUUCGGCUACCUCAGGCCGCGCCAACAGCAUGGGAGCCGAUAGCAUCUUUGCCGUUGGCACUCCGGCAUCAGAGGUUCCUCGGCUUGCACCGGGUCUGUUCAUACUGGGUUCUGUGCCUGCCAUCAUCCGAUGCUGGCUCAACACAAACUUUAAGCACGAUUCUCUGCUCUAUGCCGCAGUAUGCACCGGGUCGUACACAUCCUGCCUGGAUAUCGCUUUGAUCAACAGACUCGGAUUCGCGCCGCACAUUACCAGAGAUGAAGAUGGCACGCGCAAGAUCAAACUCGAACUUUAUCUACCGGAAGCCGUUCCUUACCCGGCGUCCUCUCGUUCCAGCAGUCCUGCUCCGCAGCUGCCUUCGCUGACAGUCGACUUUACCGUAGUCGAGACCGUCGCUGAUACUUCUGGCUCUAAGCCUAUCCAAGUCUUCCUCGGCAGCGACAUGCUGCGCGCCCACAAUGCCGACGUGCUGUUCUCGUCCAACACGUUGACCCUGUUCGAUGACGAGAGAAGCAAACUUUCCAUUCCACUCGUUCGACCUGAAGAAGAACGCACAUUCAAAUCUCUCCAGGUCACCAGUGCGCCCUUGGCAAGUAUGGCCAAACCGCAGUCUCGCGACCCCAGCACCAACUCGUUCGAUCGCUCGGAGCAUGCAGAUAAAUCCGCAUCCCAGUCCACUGAAGCCAUUCCAGGGCUGAAAGCAGCGUCACCCACGCGCACCGCCUCCGACAGUGACCGAAAUGUCACUGUACCUUCUUCCGACGACGGCACCGUGUCGACCAACGACCGCACACGCCCCUCCCUGAGCUACAUUGGCCGCUCCAACACCGACCAGCGCGACGCUGGCGCCGCCUCCACGGACACCGAGCCCAACUCCGCACGCCCCGGUGCCAUCUGGAGCAACUGGCGACGUAACGGCACCGAUGCCGACAAGCCCGACGCGGCCGCAGUGGCGGGCACGAGACCAGACGCGCCGCCCCCGACCGACUGGGCCAGCCUCGGCCGCGCCGGCAACGCAGCGAACAGCACCGGUAGCGGCGGCGGCGCACCCCGCCGCGAGGGAAUCAAGGUCCUCCGGCCCAUCCGCACGGCCUCGCGCGUCGCCUCAGGCACGGGCACGGGACAUCAACAGCAGCAGCCGCAGCCGCCGGCAUCCGCAGGGCUGCAGGGACAGGGGCAGUGGCCGGGGCAGGGCCAGGGCCAGAGCCGCUUCUUCGACGAGGGGCGCAGGCGCGUUACCAGUGUCAGCGGGGCGAGUUUCUUCAACAGAGAAGUCACGGAUCCGUUGCUCAAGCGGAGUGGGUCGGGCGAGGGCGCUGGAGGGAAGAGUGGCGCUGCUGGUGGUGGUGGGAAGGAGGUGAGUGGGAAGGAUGCGGCGGGAGGUAAGCCGCGCGCGUCGAACCCGGUUGGAGGCGCGAGCGCGUUUGCGUGGUUGAACAAUGCGGGGGGCGCGAGGUAGGGAAGUAGGGUGGGGUGGGGUUGGGUAGGGCUUGCGCGUGUUUGUGGAUGAUGGAUGAUGGAGGGGAGUGGAUUGGUGGAUACUAGGUGGGUAGAAGUAAGUAGUAGGUAGGUGGACUGCAUAGGAAGAGCAAGCAAGCAAGCAAGCAAUCGUGCACACAUCCAUACAUGUAAGCGUGUGUGCGAGUGCGAGCGUGAUGGGUUGCGGCAAGGUGGGUAGCUAGGUAGACGAUAUCCACAGACAGACAGAGCAAGAACAGCAUAAGAAGAAUACGAAGCCCACCGAAAAUGAAACCAC